Messenger RNA from Maylandia zebra (zebra mbuna), 4226 nucleotides. RefSeq names its product Rho GTPase activating protein 11A (gene arhgap11a). The record is from RefSeq and is a predicted model, not a curated record. NCBI's taxonomy places the organism in Eukaryota, Metazoa, Chordata, Actinopteri, Cichliformes, Cichlidae. Gene Ontology annotation, molecular function: GTPase activator activity. Gene Ontology annotation, biological process: signal transduction.
AUUUAAACUACAUGGCCUACCGGUUGAUCGCAGCGUCUGCUUGAGUUUUGCUCUGCCUUAACAGAAACUGCACCGCCCAGCGAGGCUGCUCUGGGUGUUAAAACAAACAAAAAAGCAAGCACGUUAUUCAAAAGGAUUUCAGCCAAUCACAGCGGAGAGAGCAGGGAGCGCUGCUGUUUGAAUGCAUUGCGGAAACAGUGGGCAACCGAUGUGAGGAGCGAACCUUAUUACAAUGCAGUUAGCUAGCUAACGAGUUAAACUUAUUUAAUUUAUAGAGUUUGUUGUUUUACAGGAGGUAGGCCGUUUUAGACCGCGUGCAACUUAGAUGCUGUGUCGGUUAUUUCAGAGUAGGGGAAAGUCAAUGUGUUAACCUAGCUGGCUAAUGUUAGCUAGCUAACUGCAUCGCAACGUAUGCAUGAAGUUAACCUUUAGAUAAGUGCUCCAUAAUGUAACUUUAGUCGAGUUGUCUAUUCAUUAGGACUAAGUAAGGUUAUUCUCCAUACAGCUGAUCAACGGUUGUGUUGCUACAGAGCUUUAUGGACGCUUAAUAUUCACGCUGAGCAUGAGUUAUCGUCCGGAGGUCUUGGGAAAUUAACAAAGUCAAAGAGGCUGCGGUCAGGCCUGAACUGUUAGAGCUGUGAGUGCGAGUUUGCUGUGGCAGAGAUAAGUGAUCAGUGCAAAAUUUCGAGGUACGUUUGCAAAAAUGAGAGUCAUGGAGAAAAAUGUGAUGCGUCUAGUGGCCGUGCAGCACCUCCGCUCAGCGUACGGGAUUAAAACAAAGAACUGGAACAAAAACAAAGCGGCCAGCUGCAAGUCAGCAGCCAGCAACUCGACAAAGGUUUUUGGUAUGUCCCUGGAGAAUUUGCCAUAUUACAAUAUGGAAUGUGGGAGUGUUCCAAGUUUUCUGGUUGACGCGUGCAUGAGGCUGCUAGCACAGAUUGACACAGAGGGCCUGUUCAGAAAAUCAGGCUCUGUUGUUCGUCUGAAAGCACUCAGGGCAAAAUUGGAUGCGGGUGAAGAGUGCCUAUCUACUGCUCUUCCCUGCGAUGUGGCGGGUCUGGUGAAGCAGUUUUUCCGUGAGUUACCGGAGCCCGUGCUUCCCACAGAGCUGCAGGAAGCCUUCUUCAAGGCUCAGCAGCUCCCAAAUGAGGAGGAGAGGACCUCUGCCACCAUGUUGCUGUCUUGUGUUUUGCCAGACAGGAACUUAUGUGUGCUGCGUUAUUUUUUUGACUUUCUUUACAAUGUAUCUAAACGGAGUGCAGAGAAUAAGAUGGAUAGCAGUAACUUGUCUGUAAUCUUGGCACCCAACCUCCUCCACUCUGGUGAUGGCACAGAGAAGAUGAACGCCAACACUGAGAAACGCCUCAAACUGCAGGCCGCUGUAGUCCAGUGUUUCAUAGAGAAUGCUCACAGCUUUGGUGUGUUACCAAAGUUUCUUCAAGACAAAGUUCCUGCCAUGAUGGGCUGUGAGGCAGGGGUUCUGUCUCCUGCUCAUGAUGAACUAGAAGAGCCGGAGCUGAACUCGGGAAUGAAGAGGAAAAGCAGGCGCAGCUUGGGUGAUGUGGUCAAUGGUGCACUGAAUAAGAUAAAAACUAAUAGAACACCCACAAAUGUCCCCCACACAGACAGUCUUGUCUUUUCUUCUGCAACUCCUGUGAUUUCAACACCAGCCUCCAAGCGAAAACUUCCUCUGGAGUCUGGCAGCUCUUUUGGCUUUUCAAACAAGAAACGUAGAUCUGUCAAAAAGAACCUUGGGAUAGAAUUGCUUCCUGAUAUUUUGUUCAACGGGCCCUCCACACCUGGAUCAGCCUGCAGUACUUUGGGGAUGCUGGAUUCUUCCCAAAAUGUCCUGUCGUCAGCAGGGAGGUCUAGAAGGCAACCGACCACAUCUGCAAGGAAGAAGAGCCGACGACUCAGCAGCAGACACCUUAUCAACAGAGUUGAGUCUGGAAAGGCUGGUUGCUUUUCUCCUAAAACAAGCAAAAAAGAAGCUCCACACAAGUCCCUGCGCUUGCGUUUUAGCCUUGGGGGGAAGAGCAGCAAAGACGCUGCUUCUGAGUCCAUUGGUUUGCGACUUGCCAAACAGGAGAGCACCACCAGUUUCCAUUUCACCAAAGAGACAGAGUUCAUUCCAUCAGUUCAGCCUGGAAAAACUGAAUCCAAGAGCUCCAAGUUCAUUAGUAAGUCUGAAGACAACUUGCUGACGCCCAGAUGUGACUUAAAUGCCCACCGAAGCUUGUGGUGUGCGGAGACGCCCGUAAGAGCCCAGGCCUUGAGCGGCGGGUCUUUCACGGAUACGCCAAUGAACCUGUGCCUUAAAAGCAGCUACAUGUCUGAGCCCGCCAUCGUCGUGUCCAAGCCCCCAGCAGUAAGCAGCCUUCCCAUGAAGUUGUGUUGUGCUUCCAGUGCAGAGAGCCUCGAGAGCGAGAGCUCAAUCCCUGAAGCCCAGAGACAAACCGGUCCCACCCUGCUGAAAAUCAAGAAGGCCUUCUCAGAGUCUGGAAGUGAUCUCCAGGCUGUCAUACAGGAGUCCCGCAAAGCCUCAGGAGCAAGUAUUUCAAAACCAUCCAACAUGAUCACAGACCCUCCUCCAGAGACUUCAACAGCCAAAUCUCUGUCUGUGCCAAGUGAAGCCCCCAGCUUCUGUAUGCAGCAGAGCCUUCUGGCUAAUGAACAGAACAUUACUUUUGGCCAGAUUGAAAUUGCUGCUUUGUCUCCUUUGCAUAUUGAUAGUGUAGUUCUUGAGGCUGCUGAAUCCCACAGCCCAGUCAUCCAGGAUGAGAAAGGUUCUCUCUGUGCUGCUCCUGCUGGUGGGAAUAACAGCUUCACAGUAGGAGCAGGAGAAAGGGAAAUGGAGGAGAUGAACUGCAGCAAGUUGAUUGAUGCUCUGGAUAUCCAAAGUCCUGCUCACUUCAGACUAGGUGUCUCUUCUGGACGGCAGUCAACUCCAUACAAACCAGGUCUUGAACUCCGAAAUGAGUUUGUUACACCACCUAAAACUGACGCUGUAGUCAGUGUGUUACAUGACAAGAGGGAACUUUCUCCAGAGAUUGGUACCAAAGUCCAAAAACAACCAACGUUUUCAUCACACAGUCAGGAGGCUGAAAGGCGUCGUGUGGCAGACCACAUUCAGCACUUCAACAAGCUCACCAUUUAUUCUCCCACAGGCUCAAAGAGCAAUCAGAUCAAGUCGCCGCUUAAAUUCCACCGCACCCCUGUGCGUCAGACUGUUCGCAGGAUUAACUCUCUCAUGGGAGAGAGCAGGAAACCUGUUAGAACUGCAGGUACCAUCACCAACCAGCGUGGACAAGUAGCAAAGGCUGUGAGUCUAGAGAGUGGCCUUUCCCCUCACCCAAAACUUCAACCUCACCACGGAGAACACGAGGUGCCAUCCAGCCACACGUGCCCUUUACAGAAGCCCCCUCCAGUGCCUCCAAAAAAGUCACGCACCAAGUCCUGUGUGCUGGGCGACAUGACCAACAAGGUCCAAUCAAAGACCCAAGUGGACUGCUCAACCAAUGAGCCAUCAGGAGCUCAGAAGCCUCUGCAGCAGCUAGCUGGGAAGGACAUGAACUAUUACAGAGGUUCACCCAGAAACCCUCUCAACCAAGGAAGGCUGCUGUCUGCUACGAAGCCUGUCGAUUUAUAGUGAAUAUCCAUUUGGCCUCUUCUCUCCUUUAACUAUGCAGGUGUCUGCUGAGAGUGAUGUUAAACGUCCUAACCUAUUCAUGUUUUCAGGGUCUUAAAUUAUUGUCAGCUGUCUAGAUGCUGUUUGUGUUAUUUUAGGGCCUUAUUGGGAGAUGUUUGUAUGCCUUACAUUUGUUUUACUUCAGUAAAACCAGUUUAGAAGUUAAGAUGUCGACACAUAUCAGCCUAUAAGAUUACGUUUAGUUAGUAGUGUGCAGGCUAAAUUGUGUAAAAUGUGAUUGGUGUGACUGGGAUGUUUUGAUUGAGUCAUUAUAUUUAUGCCCUUUUAAUGUUAGGUAGAUGUUUGGGGGGGGGGGACUUGACUGAAGUGAAAGGGUUUUUAUUCCAUAUUAUUAUUGUCAUGUCUUGAACAGGGGAAGAAAACAUGCACCUUUGUUGGAUUUUGUGGGGAGGAAAAAAGCAAACAGUGUUCAUGAAAUCACAUGUCUAUUGCAGGCCAUUGUUUUUCAAGUCUUCAGCUAUUUUUCUUUUCUUUUUUUGUGCUAACUGCAUCAGACGAAUAAAGUCAAACAACAUGA